AAACAUUCACUUUGACGCUGCCCGCCCGAUGGACCGAGCGAUGGCUGUUCAAGCAUUUGGCACGGAUGAAGAAGAUUUGGAUCUACAGAUUCUACAAUCUGCUACUGCAGGAAACCUGCAGACGUUGCGCGAAUGGACUGCUAAGCUGCAGUCGUCUCCUGAUGCCCAGAUGAUAUCAAUGAGCGCAACUGUCUUCACGAAGCGGCAAUCUCCGGUCGCGAAUUUGUUUUCAAAGCUGGUUUGGCGGCCGGGGUCGAUAUAUCUCGGACUGAUGUUUACGGCAGAAUUCCUUUACAUUACGCCUGUAUGCAUGGCCGUGUGGAAAUGGUGCGCGAGCUAUUAACCGCAGGAUCUCAUACUGUCGACGUGAUGGACCAUGAUAAUUUUACCCCUUUGAUCCAUAGUAUUGUCAAAGAUCAACUGGCAUGUGCAGAGCAGCUUCUUCACAACAAUGCUCGUAUUGAUCCCGCUUCUGAGUCCGAUCAUAUUCCGCUGAAUUUGGCCUGUCAGCAUGGGUCGCUUUCCAUAGUCCAGAUGCUUUUAGAGCGGCGUGCAAUAUUGCUCCCCGACGCGGAAGGCCUCUAUCCUCAGCACAUGGUGGCCCGAGCCUCACAGUCACCGCAGUUACUUUUGCUUCUCAAGCAGUACGGAGCUGACAUGAACCAGAGGGACAAGUUGUAUCAGUGGACGCCUCUUUUUCAUGCAGCUAGCGAAGGCUGUGUUGGCUGCUUGCGUACUCUGCUGGAGCUCGGUGUUGACGCCAGUGCUGUUGAUGAAAAGGGACUCUCGGCGAUGUACUAUGCGGCGUGGGAAGGGCAUUUGGAAUGUAUGCUGUUGCUUUGGUCUAGCCGCACUGACACACGACCCUCGCGAAAGCCAUUCGAUAUUAUGAACGGUUCAAGACUACCGGAAUCAGGUCAUGCUGUUGACUUGCAAAUCGGCGAAGCAACAGAACCCGGUGAUAUGGAGAUCGUUGAUGGUAUCCCCGAUCUAUCCCUUCCACCGCCAAUUAUACCUUUGAGGCGAUAUGGCCAUAACUUCUUGGAUAAGAAAGUGUUUGUCCAGAUAUUGUUUGACACUGGCGUGUCUGGGUCUAUACUAUUCGAUCAAGCCGGUCGGCAUCCUGCGGCUCGUCUGACCAUCUCUUCAAAACUUUCUGAUCUGAUCCCCCGCACAAUCAUGCUUCCGAUACAGGAGGAUUCACGCAUGAUAUCAUUCCAUGUGGAUAAUCUCGAAUCAUUCGCCGUUGAUUUCGAAAUCUUCCCCACGUUUGGCUCUAAGGUAAUCGCUAAAACAGUUGCCUUGCCCACCGUUUUUAAGGCUGAGAGCUCCAGCACUGGGACCUGCACAUUGCCAUUGUUUGACCCUAGAUUACGUUCAAUCGGUCAGCUUCAGUUUGGAUUCCAAGUCAUCAAGCCGUACCAUGGGGAUCCUCUGGAGAUCACCCACUUUGCCACCUAUUGGAAGGCAACGAGUGUGGUUGAUCAUGAACACAAUGGCCUUGUCACUGGGUCAAGCCUGUCGGGAGACCAUGUUCAGCUUUUUGUGCAACUCACCAAAGAUCGCGUUCCGGUUCUCUGCCCGCAAUUUACAAUUGAGCAUCAUAACGUCGAAAUCCCCAUUUGCCAGCUUACUUACGCCCAGUUCCAGGCAAUGGGCGCCGAGAGAGGUAUAAUUCAUUCAGAGAUGUUGCGGUUCUUGCAAACACGUGCUCUGGAUGACUUGGGACAAGCCCAUCGUCUGCUGGCCUCGUCGUUUCUUUCGUUGCGAGAAGUGUUCCACCAUCUGCCACUCAGUGUCAGCGUCAAUUUGUCGAUCCUCUACCCCUCCGCUGCCGAGGAGCGAGCUUUAAACAUGACUUCCUUGGUUGAUGUCAAUACCUUCGCUGACGCUAUUAUUACCGAAGUAUUUGACCAUGCUCGUAUUGCGCGUGACCAGGACCCUGAUUUCAUGCGCUCUGUGGUCUUUACCUCAUAUAACCCCAAUAUCUGCAUUGCUCUGAACUGGAAGCAACCAAACUACCCCGUCCUUCUUUGCAAUGAUCUUGGUCAAAUUCGUGACUUGGCCCGUGACGUCAAAUCACUUCCGGACGUUGACAGUAGUGGGAGGGCUUCUAUGUCCAUCAAAGAGUCGGCGCGGAUAGCGCAGAGUAAUAACCUCAUGGGCUUAAUCUGCCGUUCCAGUCUCCUGGUAUGUUGUUUCGUUUGUCCUUCGCGCCUAAACAUACCGCAGACCCUGUUGAUGAAAUCAAUCACUGACAAUCCCGGAUGCUGUAGAAUGUCGUCCCGGCGCUUGUUGAGACAAUCAAGGAGCUUGGCCUCGUGCUGGUUGCAGAUACUUCCGAUGACGCCGAGCAACCUGACCAAAUAGAUCUCAUGCAAGUCGCGAGCCCAAUGGGCGUGGCUGAAUGGGCACAUAGGAUGCCAGACGGUGUGAAUGGUGUCUUGAAAGCCAAUGGCAUCCUGAAAUUCAACGAUAUGAUUGACAUGUGAUACGCCUUCUCUAGCCUCAUCCUUCGCAUACAUUCCCAACUUCUCUUCGCUUCUUUUCCGCCGAUAUGUAUUUCGGGGGUCAGCAAAUCCCGAACCAUUGUAAUCA
This is a messenger RNA of Aspergillus sclerotioniger CBS 115572, 2598 nucleotides long. It is a transcript of the gene phoC, whose product is annotated as putative cyclin dependent kinase inhibitor Pho81. The record is from RefSeq and is a predicted model, not a curated record. The transcript is spliced from 3 exons. Gene Ontology annotation, molecular function: protein binding; glycerophosphocholine phosphodiesterase activity. Gene Ontology annotation, biological process: glycerophospholipid catabolic process. The coding region runs from base 307 to 2370 and encodes 687 amino acids. Lineage: Eukaryota; Fungi; Ascomycota; Eurotiomycetes; Eurotiales; Aspergillaceae.